Orbilia oligospora ATCC 24927 is the source of this 1173-nucleotide messenger RNA. RefSeq lists its product as uncharacterized. Gene Ontology annotation, molecular function: protein binding. The record is from RefSeq and is a predicted model, not a curated record. The coding region runs from base 1 to 1173 and encodes 390 amino acids. Gene Ontology annotation, cellular component: Golgi apparatus. Gene Ontology annotation, biological process: Golgi organization. NCBI's taxonomy places the organism in Eukaryota, Fungi, Ascomycota, Orbiliomycetes, Orbiliales, Orbiliaceae. The transcript has 4 exons.
AUGGGCAACGAACAAUCGCAAGUCUCUGGAGGCCAUAAUCGGUUCGGAUUCCGGGUUCUCAGGAGCAUCAAACCCGAAGUACCGUUAGAACCAUGGUUCGAUUUCAUCUGCGGCAUCAACGGGCGCGAAAUUGAUGACGCCGACCCUCGAUUAUUUCAAGAAGAAGUCCGGAAUUGUGCUGGCUAUUCUGUGACGUUGGGAGUAUGGAGUGCUAAAGGUCAAAUACUUCGGAAUAUCACAAUACCAUUACCACCGGUUACUGAAGAGAGCCCGUCGCCGCUGGGAGUUUCACUGAAAUGGAUGAGCUUGGGUGUCGCGGAGGAUGUAUGGCAUGUACUGGAUAUAUCGCCGGGAAGUCCAGCUGAGGUUGGGGGAUUGCUACCAUACAGCGAUUACAUCAUUGGGACCCCGCGUGGGGUUGUCAGAGGAGAAAGUGGAUUGGGAGAAUUAGUUGAAGAUCAUAUCGACCGGCCUCUUCAACUUUACGUCUACAACCGUGAGUUCAACUUAGUCCGCGAGGUGACUAUCCUCCCUCGAAGACACUGGGGUGGCGAUGGUGCACUCGGCUGCGUCCUUGGAUACGGCGCUCUCCACCGACUCCCGCCUCCGCUCGAAGAACCCCUAAGCCAGCCUGGCGAAGCAAUAUUCGAGUACCCACCCACCGAUGCGGCAUUCCUAGGUGGCGAACCAGGUCCAGAAGUAACGACAUCACAAGAUGGAUCAGCGUUCAUAACCCCUGCAUUCGCUUUACAAGGCCAAGCGACAUCACCUCCCCCAGGAGCACCGCACAUGUUCACACCGAGUGACGCAUAUGCAGCAACAAGGAGUCCACCGCCACAAACGUCUACUCCUCCCGUUAUGAUGGAUCCUGCGGCUAUAGCCGCUUUGCAGAGUGGUCGACAAACACCCUCAACCCCGCCACAACCGCCACCAAUGAGCUCUCCGUAUUCACAGGGUCAGAGUGGCGCUCCGGGGGGUGGACCGCCGCCUGCGAGGGCUGGGAGGGGGAAGAAAGCUGUUAGGAGUAAUAGAACAAAUCUGAUGGAUGCUUAUAUGAUGGAGGAGGAGAAUAAGAGCAAAGAGGAUGAUUAUCAGGUUGAUGCUGUUGGUGGGGCAAAGAGCCCACCCCCACCUCCUGGAGGAGCAAGGCCGCCGCCACCGAAAAAGGCUUGA